Messenger RNA from Raphanus sativus (radish), 1881 nucleotides. Its product is annotated as disease resistance protein RPV1-like. The coding region runs from base 45 to 1721 and encodes 558 amino acids. The record is from RefSeq and is a predicted model, not a curated record. Lineage: Eukaryota; Viridiplantae; Streptophyta; Magnoliopsida; Brassicales; Brassicaceae. The transcript has 4 exons.
AAGAGUCUAUCCCCAUAAAAUUACAUUUGGGAAGUGUAGUUGUCAUGGACUUGCAGUAUAGCAACGUUAAACAGCUAUGGUAUAAUCAAGAGCCACAAUUCCUGAGAAAAUUGAAGUAUAUUGACCUCAGUCACUCCCUCCAGCUCACAGAGACUCCAGACUUCUGGUAUCUCCCAAAUCUUGAGAAGUUGCUUCUGAUUAACUGUAAAAAAUUGGUCCUGGUUCACAAGACGAUACGCAUUCUUAAUAGAAAGCUGGUACUACUGAAUUUUAAAGGCUGCACUGAGCUACGUGACCUCCCUGUGGAACUAUAUACGUUGAAGUCGCUGGAAACUCUCAUUCUAUCAGGCUGCUCGCAACUUGAGAGAUUGGAUGAUGCUUUAGGUGGACUGGAAUCAUUGACAACUCUAAAAGCCGAUUUUACUGCUUUAAGGAAAAUCCCCUCGUCUAGUAAUCAACUGAAGAAACUGAAAGAGUUAUCUCUUGAUGGCUGCAAAGAUUUAUGGAAAGACAGAGACUUCACUCGUUCUGAUGAAAGCCCUCAAGAGUCUCUACCUACCACUCUCUCAUUAACCGGUUUAACCUGCCUAGUGACUUUGAGUUUAGGUUCCUGCAAUCUAUCUGAUGAAUUAAUUCCUGAAGAUCUUGGGAGUUUGUCUUGCCUUGAGGAACUUAGUCUCCAGGGCAACAACUUCCGUAAUUUGCAAACGGAUUUUGCUGGUCUUUGGAGUCUACAGAUCCUCAAAUUGGAUAGUUGCUCAGAACUUGAAUCCAUGUUUAGUUUGCCAAAAAAGUUGAGAUCCUUUUAUGCCAGCAACUGUAUCAUGUUGGAAAGAACUCCAGACUUAUCAGGGUGCUUGGGGUUGCAAUCUUUGCACCUCACAAAUUGUUUCAACCUUGUUGAGACACCGGGGCUAGAUACACUGAAAAGGGUUGGAGUCAUCCAUAUGGAAAUGUGCAAGCGCAUAUCAGAUACUUACAGAGAAAGAAUCAUGCAGAGAUGGGCAGUGGAUGGCAAUGGGGGAAUAUUUGUCCCCGGAUCAAGCCUUCCAAACUGGGUUAGCUUCAAGAAUGAGAAGCAUUCAAUUUCUUUUACUGUGCCUAAAUCUUUGAAUCCUGAUCUGGUCGGGUUUACUUUGUGGACACCAUAUGUGAGUCAACAAAACGAUAUGUUGUCUGCAUACUCUUCAAGAAUCACACUGAAGAAUCAAACCAAUGGAGAUAUAUGGAGUCUCAAUCCAGCAACAGAUCACAUUCGUAUGUACCGUGAAAAACACAUCUGGCAAGGACAUUUUUCAAAUGAUGAGUAUAACUUACAAACAGGGGAUCAAGUGGAAGUUUCUGUGGAUUUUGGAGACCAAAUCGCCAUUCUUGAGACAGGACUAUGUCUUGCUUACCGAGAAGAAGACACUGAUUCAUCAGACUCGGACACUUCAGAAGUUGGCCAUGAUGAGAUCAUCGAUGAACAGUUGAUACUAAGGGAGGCAGGUGGUGAUGAUGAAGAACUAGUCAUGGAAGAAACCCAAAGUAGACCUCGUAGGAAAAUGGGAAUGGGUUUAAAGACACUUGUGGGCGCGUUUGGUUUGUUGACAAUGACAGUCAUUGCUGUUCUUGGAAAACGUAAUAUACUCCUUAGCCGCCAAAACCGCCUUCGCAGCAUUGAAGGUGGAAAGAAUGAGAAAGAUGUAAGACUAAAGUUUUUCUCCCGCCAAGGUUUCUAGAUUAUUUAGGUUUCUUGAACUAGUUACUUGAUGAAUUGCAACCUAAUGCCAUGAUUAUCCGCACGUCCCACACUUCGUCUUUAGCUGAUUCGGCGUGGGUCCCAGACAUAAUGUCCUAGACUUUGUUCAUUUGUCCUUAGAUUAGAUAUGUCCUAGACUU